Messenger RNA from Aspergillus steynii IBT 23096, 3264 nucleotides. RefSeq lists its product as uncharacterized. Gene Ontology annotation, cellular component: RNA polymerase I core factor complex. NCBI's taxonomy places the organism in Eukaryota, Fungi, Ascomycota, Eurotiomycetes, Eurotiales, Aspergillaceae. Gene Ontology annotation, biological process: nucleolar large rRNA transcription by RNA polymerase I; transcription initiation at RNA polymerase I promoter. The coding region runs from base 258 to 3026 and encodes 922 amino acids. Gene Ontology annotation, molecular function: RNA polymerase I core promoter sequence-specific DNA binding; TBP-class protein binding; RNA polymerase I general transcription initiation factor activity. The transcript has 3 exons. The record is from RefSeq and is a predicted model, not a curated record.
CUCUUGUUUCAUUUCUUUUUUAGACACGUCAGAUUAUCCCCUCACCAGAGCUCUUUAUUUAAUUGACAUCAAUUCAAUCUCCAAGAAAGAGCAGAGACAAAAAGCGCGCCAAAAAAAAAGAGCGAAAAACAAAACCCAUUGGUCACUAGUGCGAUCAAUCCGAAAACCUAGGCGCAUGCAGCUACCUUAACCGCCAGCCUCCAUGGUCGUUAGCUCGUCAUCCCUAGAGGGAUAAUAAGGCUACACUAGAGUGCUCCAUGGCAUUCACGCCUUCGGCGUCAGCCUUUUCGCUUCCACUGCCGUCAUGGCGACAGCCCGUUAGUCUGCGCGUAGCGCAGUUCGAAUCGAAGAAACGUAAGAAAGACCUGGAUGAUUGGGGCGAUACCGACAACGACACCGAAGGCGAAACAACGGAUGCUGCGUCAGAGACGGCAGCUACCGGCCCCUCGCUGACAUUGUCGCCGGAGGAAGCUCAUCAGUACCGCGUUGCCGGUCUUCCUUUCGAUCAAGAGCUACCUGGCGGGAAUUUUCCACACGGCCCCGCCAAAGAUGAGAACAUACCACUGCAAACCCAGGGCAGAACCCUGAAAGAGCUGUCCUCUUUGUCAUCUCCCAUCUAUCCCCCGCAGUCUGCUGCUCAUCAAGGUAAUCUUCGACUCCAACAUUUCGGCGUUCUCUCAUCCAUCUUGCAUCGUUGCCUUCUCCAAAGAGACUAUGUUCGUGCCGGAAGAGCAUGGGGGUUGCUUCUUCGCGAGGAGUAUAAUGGCACCCCACUUGAUGUACGAACUGAAGGAAGAUGGGGCAUCGGGGCCGAGAUAUUGCUCCGACGCGGUCAUCAAACAUCCGAAAACGUACCUCAAGGCGACGAUGGAACUGCCCAAGCGACGGAGUCAUCUAAGAUGCUCUUUACUCGAAAGGGGUUCGAAGAUGCCAAGCAAUAUUACGAGACACUAAUCAUCCAACAUCCAUUUCGCAAGGUGGAUCCAGAUGCUAUAAGCCCAUUGCACUUUUAUCCGGCCAUGUUCGGGCUCUGGAUUUAUGUCACCCAGGAAGAGAGCCAAACUGCUUGCCAAAAGAUCCUGGAGCAUCAGGAGAACUCAUCGGAGGGUUGGGAAGAUGACGAUGCAGCAUCUGAUUUGGAAGGCCACGGCGGCUCGAGGAAUAAAACGCGGGCUCUCAUUGCAGAAGCCAGAAAGAGCGAACUCGAGGAAGCGCAAAGGAUUGCGGCAAGGAUGGACGAAGUUCUGAUGUCUCCUCCAUACUCUGAUUCUUCUGACCUAUUGGAGCUCAGGGGCAUGGUUUCGCUCUGGAUCGGGGACUUGUUCGUGUCUUCCUUGCCUUAUCCUGAGAACGAUGAGUAUGAUGAUGAACGGACGACGCCGACAGACGACCUUCAUGACUCGAUCCAGAUCAGACGAGAGCAGAGACUAGCGGCCGACAAGAGGGAAAAUGAGAUAGAACGGUCGGAGGAGCUUUUUGAGAAAUCGAGAAGGCGUGGCAAGGGAAUGGCUUCUACUCUGGAGGACCUCGCGUGCCUUAAAAACUAUGUACAUUCCAAGGAAGCGACCCAGCUUCGACAACCUAUCAAUGAUGCUGCGCCCAACCAUCAAUUGCGGCAAGACUUGGCUGACCAGGCAAGAGUUGAUGUUCCAUCGACGAAUUUUAUGCCGUCAUUGCCGCCACACGCCAAUAGGCAGCCCGAGUACCAAGGACCAGCACAUGCGCCGGCCGAAAAUGCUGCGCAAAGAGACAUGUUCGACACCGAUGUCGAAGGCAUCGAUGACUCUACCGUCGCUGCAACUAGUGUCAUGGGCGGUGAUGAUGUCCCGUACCAAUUCCCGCUCGCUACGAAUACCCAGCACUACAGACCAGAUGGGAACAUGCAUGCAAAAUCUCUGCAUCACUUCCGCCAGACUCGUCGCCCUUACGACCCCAAGUGGUAUGAAAACCUCGGGGACAGAGCCCUGAAAACGGCAGGCUUUGAUUCGGACGACAUCGAUAAUGAGAGCCAGUUAACCUCGGUGGUGGGUGACGAUGAAGAUUCCGAUGAUACGAAGUCCAACCACUCCCAAAAACGCCGAGGCGUUGAAGCACCAUUGAGCAAGCGCCUGCAGAAUUUCUGGAGCGCAAGCCGAAAGCCGUACCCAAAGAGCACGAGCCCAGCACAGGAGGAGCCUAUGAAAACUGCGUCUUACGGCCAGUCCAUCUCUGAGACCAGAGCUCCGAACCAGGCGUUACCCAUCAGCGCGCCCAGAAAAAUUACACUCCCUCAUAACAUGAGCACGACCCCAAGGACAAGAUUUAGCCCGCCGAAGCCAUCCCUUCUCGACAAGCUGGAAUCGACCCCCACUCGACGUGCGUCUGGCCCCCGACCGCAACCGACCAGGAAGACAGGCGUGUCGAUUGUCAGUCCGGAGCCUCCUGGAGACGACGAGGGCCUAUUUGACCUGGAUUAUGGAAGGCCUGGUAGCGUACAGUCUUUUAAUCGGUUUGAUAUGACAAAUCUCGAUGCCCUCGAUGACGAAGAUCCGAUCAAUGACCCCUUUGCGAGACGCAAUUCUGUCCGAAGAAUUAGUCCAGAACCAAUCCAGCCAAAGAAACGACACCUUGAUCUUGACUAUCCACCAGAGGUUCUGCGGCAGAAGUCCUUCUCUGAACUUCAAGCCGAACCCUUCGACCACAUCCCAUCCACUACUCCACCACCCACCGCCCCGCCAACGCAAGUCCCGCCUGAAGAUAAAAUCUCAUACUUAAUGGAGAGUCCCGAUGCAGAACGCCGUGAUUAUUUUUCUAACCUGGACAUGGACGAAUGGGAGGACUGUGGCGACCAAUUAAUAGAGGAAUUCAGCAAGAUGCUCAACCAGAUGAAGGAUCUCCGUCGCGCACGGCGCAAAACCGCCGCCAACUACGAGGCUGAGAUCAAAAGGAGGCAUGACACCGUCGAAGAACAGUCCUCCGAUCUCGAUAAGAAAUUAGAAGGGAUGAGAACAGGCGGAACGGAGGUGCUGCGCGGCCGUACUCCAUGAAUUAUUGUGCAAGCGUACCACGUCUGCCCAGCUUGUCCUUGCUGCGAUGCGAUGCCUUUCAAUCCUGGUGAUUUGCGAGGUGUCGUGCUCGUCGGCUUGUCUACUACAUCUAUGAUGUCGUGUUUUAUGUCUUCCACGGGGUUAAGAUUCGGGCUAUGUCAGAACGUUUAUGUGUGAUGAUUUCGAGUUUGCGUGCAUCCUGUACCUCACGAGCUACCUACAAAGACGAGUUGUCUUU